This is a messenger RNA of Lactuca sativa (garden lettuce), 2618 nucleotides long. RefSeq names its product DnaJ heat shock amino-terminal domain protein. The record is from RefSeq and is a predicted model, not a curated record. NCBI's taxonomy places the organism in Eukaryota, Viridiplantae, Streptophyta, Magnoliopsida, Asterales, Asteraceae.
UAUUUUUUUAAGAGAUAUUUCUUAUUGUAGUGGCAUAUUGAGGGCUGAUUGUUCUUCAGCCAUUCUCCGAGGGGUUUUUACCAAACUUUCUCUUCGGUCUUUUCCUCUCCCUUACACAACAAUUUGGUGGGAAAUUGCAAAGGUCAAACAAUAAUCAAAUCCUAUGCGGAUUCAAAUUCCUUCGAACAUCAAUUGGUAUCUUGACUUGAUUCUUCCACCAUUUCUAUCACAAAGGGAAAGACCUUGAUUUUUAUCCUUGAAUACCCGUGCUUUCUCUUUCACUCUGUUCUGAAUUAUCUAUAGGAAGAGAAACUGACAAGGAAGCAUUGAGAGUCACCAUUAAAACUCAUGGAAUGCAAUAAAGAUGAAGCAAUUAGGGCAAAAACAAUCGCUGAAAAGAAAUUAUCCGAUAAAGAUUUUCCUGGUGCUAAGAAGUUCAUCUUAAAAGCCCAAAACCUGUAUCCUAGUCUUGAUGGCAUCUCUCAGAUGUUGACCACUCUUGAUGUGUAUAUCGCCUCAGAGAACAAGAUCAGUGGAGAAGUUGAUUGGUAUGGAAUACUCGGUGCAAACCCUAAUGAUGAUGAAGAAACAAUCAGAAAACAUUACAGAAAGUUGGCUCUUUUGUUACACCCUGAUAAAAACAAAUCAGUAGGUGCAGAUGGUGCUUUUAAACUUCUUUCUGAAGCAUGGAGUUUGUUAUCUGACAAAACUAAAAGAUCAUCCUAUAACCAAAGGAGAAGUAUGAGAGCAUUCCAACAGAAAGUUUCAGUUCCAGUUCCACCUCCUUCAGCUCCUGGUGCCAAUGGGGCCCACACAAAGCAACCACCUUCAAAGCCAAACAACCGAACUACAACCACUGCCACUAGGCCGCCAGCUCCUCCACCACCUUCCCGCCCACCUCCACCGCCACCUCCGCUUCGUACCGAUACUUUCUGGACAAUUUGCCAUCGAUGCAAGAUGCAUUACGAGUAUCUAAAACUAUAUCUCAAUCAUACCCUUUUGUGUCCCAAUUGUCACGAGCCAUUUCUAGCCAAGGAAAUGCCGCCACCUGUCAACCUCCCAAAACCAUCUUCUUCAUCUGCUCACCACCAUCAGAACCCAACCAACCAUGUAAAAACCACAAAAGUCCAGGGAGGCCCUUUCACAAAACCAAAUGUGCCUGCAGACCCCUCGGUUGCAACAAAAGCAGCAAGUGUUAUUCAGCAAGUAGUUGCUGACAGGUUGAAAAGAGAACGUGAAGAAUUCUAUGCUAAUUGGCCUUCAAAAAAGAGAAAAGCAGAUGAUGAUAGUCAAGGCUCUGGUGUUAAGAUCCCGUUUCAGAUGUCAACAACAGGGGUAAAAAUGACCGGUUUUGAGACAGCUAAUUUAAAUACUAGGUUAAAUAGAACUAGGGAGUUGACUCCUUUAGAAAGCCGAAACAUGUUAAUGAAAAAAGCCCAAACAGAGAUUAAAAAAAAGCUAAUCCAAUGGGAAUCCGAGGAGAAAUCGAAAGAAAACUUAAACAAAAACAACAACAACCCAUCAUCUCAAAAUCAAAAUCAAAAUAGCAAACAAGUUUCUGAACAAGAAAAUGGAGAAGAAGAAGAAGAAGAAGAAGAAGAAGAAGAAGAAGAAGAACUUGCAAUGAAUGUUCCGGAUCCCGACUUCCAUGAUUUUGACCUCGAACGCACCGAAAAUUCAUUUGAAGAUAACCAAGUGUGGGCUGCUUAUGAUGAUGAUGAUGGAAUGCCAAGAUUCUAUGCUUUGAUUCAUAAAGUUCUUUCAAGAAAACCACUGAAGAUGAAAAUCAGUUGGCUAAAUUCAAAAACCACAGCCGAAUUCGGAACCCUAGAUUGGUUGGGUUCGGGUUUUCGGAAGGUUUGUGGGGAGUUUAGAAUCGGGAGACAUGAACUCUACAAAACCCUAAAUUCAUUCUCCCAGAAGGUUGAGUGGACAAAAUCCCAACGUGGGAGUGUUUUGAUUUUACCUAGGAAGAACCAAGUGUGGGCCCUGUACAGAAACUGGUCGCCUGAUUGGGACGAGAAUGUUCCAGAUGAUGUGAUACAUAAGUAUGACAUGGUGGAGGUUCUAGAAGAUUACAAUGAAGAAAAAGGUGUUCCGGUCAGCCGUCUUUUGAAGCAUGCUGGAUUCAGAACUGUUUUUCAUCCUGUUACAGACGAAAGUGAAGUGACAGUGAUUCCAAAAGAAGAAAUGUUUCGAUUCUCACAUCAAGUCCCGAAAUAUGUCUUGAAUGGGACAGAAGGGCAAAAUUGUCCAAAAGGUUGCCUUGAGCUGGAUCCAGCUGCUACGCCUUCUGACCUUAUUCAAGACACCAUUGAGAAAGAUGGUGUGAAGGGCAAGAUUGGAAAUGGUGAAGAGAAGAAGAUAUAGCUACAGUGGAGGUAUGUUUUUUUUUUUUUUUUUUGGGUAGUAGUUUGAUUUUGUAUGGAGGAUAAUGGUAAUGACUCACAUUUUGUUCAUGACAUGGGCUGACUAUCUGUGAGGUCUUUUUGUGCAAAAAGGUUUUACAUUCAUGGUAUAGAACAGAACAGAACAGAAUAGAAUAUAAUCUGUUGAAAAGAUUUGUAUGGAUCAUGAUUUAUUCCUAAAUCAGGGCUAACUUCAGUUCUGUUCCAAAA